AUAUGUCGUGACAGUUGGGCGGAAGAAGGGUCGAGCUUUGGAAAUGUUCGAAUAGUUCAUUCUUCGAAGGAGAACUCUAUUAAAUUAAUGAUACAUGCGCCAUACAUAGCUGUGCGCGACUCGAUAAGUUAUACGCUGAUGGAGAAACAAUCCCCGUCGACGAAGUGCUGGCCGUCCAACGACAUGACGCGGAUAAAGUAGUCGUUGUCCAUGCACAGGCCCCAUGGCACCUUGCGGUACUCGAACACGCCGUUGUUGGACGUACACUCGGCCACCAUCGUGUACGCGCCAGUCUGGUUGGCAAUGGAGCUGGUUUGCAGCAGCACUAUUCGCACUUGGUCCGCUGCCAAGUUUACUGCGUCCCAUUGGACUUGUGCCGGUUGGCCGCGGAGCCACAGCGCGUCCUUGGCGGGGGACGUCACGGCCAAUUGGGACUUGGACAGGUCUUGUGUGAGGAACUGGAACUGCGGGGCGAUGUCAACCAUCGGCGUCGGCACUUGGUUGAAGAAUGUGAAAUGAGCAACCGUGUCAACUUGCUGCCACUCGACUUGAAGGUGGCGGUGUGUCGUCAGCCGUCGCCUUAUUCGCUGGAACGAUUCGACUGACGCAACCGUGUGCAACCGGCGAUUUCUUCACGCGCCUCUGACUUUUGAAGGGCAAAAGAUCAC
Aphanomyces astaci is the source of this 668-nucleotide messenger RNA. RefSeq lists its product as hypothetical. The record is from RefSeq and is a predicted model, not a curated record. The coding region runs from base 211 to 519 and encodes 102 amino acids. The transcript has 2 exons. NCBI's taxonomy places the organism in Eukaryota, Oomycota, Saprolegniomycetes, Saprolegniales, Verrucalvaceae.